AUGGAGAAGAUUGAUUUAUCUACCAACUCACGUGCUAUCCAAGACGCCUACGACAAGGUGGUCAGAGGAGACGCGUCCGCUAGCUACGUUGUAUACACCGUUGACCACGGCACUUUGGAAGUCACCGAAGUCAGCAACGGCUCGUUGGACGAAUUUGUGGAGAACUUCACCGAUGGUCAGGUCCAGUUCGGUUUGGCUAGAGUCACGGUUCCAGGAUCCGAUGUUUCCAAGAACUUAUUAUUGGGAUGGUGUCCCGAUAACUCUCCUGCCAAGCUGAGAUUGUCUUUUGCCACCAACUUCGCUGAAGUUUCCAAAAUCUUGAGCGGUUACCACGUCCAAAUCACUGCCAGGGAUCAAGACGACUUGGAUGUUGAUGAAUUCUUGAACAAGGUCAGUGCUGCUGCUGGUGCAAGAUACUCGAUACAGUCUGGCAAGGUGAACUCAACCGCUGCAAAGCCUGUUGUUUCCAAGCCUGCUGUGUCCAAGCCAAUUGUACCAAAGCCUACUGUAUCCAAGCCAACCUCAAAGCCAAGCUCUUUUGUGCCUAAGUCUACCGGAAAGCCAAUUGUCACUGUCUCAGACAAACCUGUCAAUGGGAAGCAAGAUGACGACGAAGAGUGGGGUGGUGAAAAGGAAAUCCAUGAGAGAGACUUCGACAAAAACCCAUUGGAAGAUGUUCCUUCUGCAUACAAGCCCACCAAGGUUAACAUGGCUGAGUUGAGAAAGCAGAAGUCCUCUACCAUUUCUUCUCAGCCAAAGCCAAACAUCCUUAACCAAGAUCAACUGGAGAAAAACGGAAAAUCCGAAACUGCCAAGCCUAUCUCCGAGAGAAUCGGUGCUUACGCUGAUGAUGGUAGAAUCACUUCUCUUCCAAAACCAAAAAUCUCCAACUCCGUUGCCUCAAGAUUUACUCCGAACAACGAGACUCCAAGCUCCGGUGCCCCAACCUUUGGUGCCAAGCCCAAAUUCGGAUCCCAAUCUAUAGAUAACAGUAAGGACAAAUUGGUUGGUGGUGCAUCAAGAAACUUUGCUGCCCAAGGAGGUAAGACUCCAGCUCAGAUCUGGGCUGAGAAGAGGGGCCAGUAUAAGUCGGUUUCUCCCGAUGAAGACGAAGUCGCUAAUGUUACUGAGAAGCUCAAGGAGGAAGAGCCACAAGAGGAAGAAGAAGAAGAUCAAGAAGAUAAACAAGAAGAAGAAAAACCGGCCACUCCAGUUCCAUCCUUGCCAGCACGUAACUUACCCCCUCCACCAGUUAGAAACGUGGCCGAACCUGAAGAGAAAAAAGAAGCACCAGCUCCAUCAUUGCCAGCUCGUAACUUGCCUCCUCCUCCAGUUAGAAAUGUUGCCCCAGUUGCUCCUGAGCCAGUUGCUGAACCUGAACCUGAGCCCGUUGCUGCUCCUAAACAAUCUAAGAAGUCCGUGACUGCGGUUGCUGAGUACGAUUAUGAAAAGGAUGAAGACAAUGAAAUUGGCUUCUCGGAAGGUGACUUAAUUGUGGAUAUUGAGUUUGCUGAUGAAGAAUGGUGGUCAGGUAAGCAUGAAAAGACUGGAGAAGUUGGUUUGUUCCCAGCUGCAUAUGUGGUCAUUAAGGAACAAGACUCUGACGCUAAGCCUGUAUCCUCUCCAGCCACCGCUAACCCUACUCCAGCUGCUGCUCCAGCUUCCUCCAAGGGCCCUUCUGCCAUUGCAGAAUACGAUUACGAAAGGGAUGAAGACAACGAGAUUGAGUUUGCCGAGGGUGACGAAAUAGUGGACAUUGAGUUUGUCGACGAAGACUGGUGGUCCGGCAAGCACUCGAAGAGUGGCGAAGUUGGAUUGUUCCCAGCCAACUACGUUAAAUUAAACGAAUAAGAGAAUAUGUGUAGCAGAAUUACGAUAAAUAAAAGUUUAAAUUGCAAGAAGUAGACUCUCGAAAAUGUGUCCGUGUAUCAGAAAAGCAAGAUUAUUCGGAUAAAUAUUGCUUGACAGCUUUACCCCACGCACCUCUUUUCUUGUAAAACGCCAAAUAAUCUGGUAACAGAUCAAUGGCCUUGAUCAAUUCUGGUCCCAAUCCCUCCUCUUUGACCUUAGCAAGGGGAGUUAAGUAAGUUCUGACAGUCAUGAUAUCAGCUCUCAGACGAGGCAAUCUGGUCAAGCAUUGCCUCUCGACUCUCAAGAAACAUGCAUUCUC
Messenger RNA from Suhomyces tanzawaensis NRRL Y-17324, 2170 nucleotides. RefSeq names its product Abp1p (gene ABP1). Gene Ontology annotation, biological process: regulation of actin filament polymerization. The transcript has 2 exons. The record is from RefSeq and is a predicted model, not a curated record. Gene Ontology annotation, molecular function: actin filament binding. Gene Ontology annotation, cellular component: site of polarized growth; actin filament; plasma membrane. Lineage: Eukaryota; Fungi; Ascomycota; Pichiomycetes; Serinales; Debaryomycetaceae. Bases 1 to 1851 code for a protein of 616 amino acids.